This is a messenger RNA of Cajanus cajan (pigeon pea), 1754 nucleotides long. Its product is annotated as UDP-glycosyltransferase 79A6. NCBI's taxonomy places the organism in Eukaryota, Viridiplantae, Streptophyta, Magnoliopsida, Fabales, Fabaceae. The record is from RefSeq and is a predicted model, not a curated record. Gene Ontology annotation, molecular function: UDP-glucosyltransferase activity.
UAAUAAUGAUAACUUAACCACAAUCUACCAUUUUCUCAGCAAGUCAGCAUUCUUGGUGGAAAACAAAAAACAAACAGAGAAAAUGUCUGAUAAAGUUGUGAACAGUGAUAAUCUUCGUGUGGUUAUGUUCCCAUUCCUAGCAUUUGGUCACAUUAGUCCAUUUGUUCAGCUAUCCAACAAGUUAUUCUCUCAUGGUGUUGCAAUCACAUUCUUGUCAGCAGCAUCCAACGUUCCCAAAAUCAGAUCAACCCUCAAUCUCAAUCCAGAAAUCAAUGUUAUCCCUCUAAAGUUCCCAAAUGGCAUAAGCAGCACUGCUGAGUUGCCACCUCACUUGGCUGGAAACCUCAUACACGCACUUGACCAAACUCAGCCUCAGGUGAAGUCCCUAUUGUUGGAACUCAAACCCCAUUAUGUGUUCUUUGACUUUGCACAAAACUGGCUCCCAAAAAUAGCUUCUGAAGUUGGCAUCAAAUCUGUUCACUUCUCAGUCUACUCUGCCAUUUCUGAUGCUUACAUCACUGUGCCUUCAAGACUUGUUGAGGGAAGAGACAUCACUUUUGAGGAUCUUAAGACCCCCCCACCAGGGUUCCCUCAAAAUUCCAACAUUUCCCUCAAGGCCUUUGAGGCCUUGGACUUCAUGUUUCUCUUUAGAAGGUUUGGUGAAAACCUCACUGGCUAUGAGAGAGUGUUGCAAAGCCUUGGUGAGUGCUCAUUCAUAGUGUUUAAAACAUGCAAGGAAAUAGAAGGGCCUUACUUGGACUACAUAGAAACUCAAUUUGCAAAACCGGUUUUGUUGUCUGGUCCACUAGUCCCUGAGCCAUCAAGGGAUGUGCUAGAGGAAAGGUGGUCCAAAUGGUUGGACACUUUUCCUGCCAAAUCUGUCAUACUAUGCUCCUUUGGUAGUGAGACUUUUCUGAGUGAUGAUCAAAUCAAAGAACUAGCCACAGGGUUGGAACUCACUGGCUUACCUUUCAUUUUGGUUCUCAAUUUUCCUUCUGAUCUCUCUGCGCAAGAUGAGUUGGAGAGAGCAUUGCCAAAAGGGUUCUUGGAGAGAGUGAAGAAUAGGGGAGUUGUGCAUACUGGUUGGUUUCAGCAGCAGCUUAUACUGAAACAUUCUAGUGUUGGAUGCUAUGUGUGCCAUGCUGGCUUUAGUUCUGUGAUAGAGGCUAUGGUCAAUGAGUGUCAACUGGUGCUGUUGCCUUUCAAGGGUGACCAGUUUUUCAAUUCUAAGCUUGUGGCUAAGGAUUUGAAUGUAGGGAUUGAGGUGAAUAGGAGAGAUGAAGAUGGGUACUUUCACAAGGAGGAUAUACUCAAUGCAUUGAAAACUAUCAUGGUGGAGGAUCACAAAGAGCCAGGGAAGCAUAUAAGAGAAAACCACAUGAAAUGGAGCAAAUUUUUGUUAAAUAAGGAAAUUCAGGACAAAUUUAUCACUGAUCUGGUUGCUCAGUUGAAGUCUAUGGCAUAGUUCACGAUCUGGUCUGACUCUCUGAUUUGGUGACUGCACCAAAUUCAUUUCCUUAGUGUAGUUUUUCCAAUGGAAAAUAAAGUCUGCUAAGACUAAAAUGUAUCAGUUGAAAUCGUCAGAUUUUCAUGUAUCAAUUCUGAUUUGUGAUAUCAGUCUGUUAUUCUUGUGUUUUUGUGUUCCCUUUGUAGUAUUUAAUAUCUCUCUCCUUUCUCAAGUCUACUCUGAAGUUGUAAUAAGACCAAUUAAUACACGAAAUUUCUCAACAUGCAGGUGGGAAAUUCAUCUUUAA